UCCUCAUAUUUAUUCCCGUAACCGGUCCAUCAAGACUGCAAAGAAUUUGCGGAGAUUCAGCGAGCUGUUUACAAUCAGCUCCUACUCAACAAGGAACGCUUGACCACAUAGUUGUACUGUCUUUGGCUUGACCUUAUCACUUGUAUUACAGAUCAGUAAAUUUGUGCAAACGCCACCUGAGAACUACGUCUGAGAUCCGGGUUGUGAAGUUGUUCUGUUCCGGCACUAAAAUAAGCUUGGCUACGUGUAAUUUGGGAUGAAAAUGGCUGAUAGGAAAACCAAUAAUGUGGCGAAUUCCAGCGCAAAUUUACUGUUUUCUGCGGCACCGGAGUUCAACUUCAACUUACCUUUCAUACCUGUCAGUCAGGCCAGUGGUCCGGCGGUGUUAUCAGGAGGUAAGAUAACGCUAAACCACAGCAGGGCCCCUAGGAAUUCAAUGACUAACAUGACAGCUAGCUAGCCAGCUAACGUUAACUAGCUACUAGUUAGUUAGCUGUCAACUAGCCCUUGAUCAUGAGUGACUCUCAGUUACAUCACAUUACACAUAAGAGUCAUUGGACGAAGGCGUCUUCUGGAUGGUUUGUUAAGAUCCCCGACGCUCGGUCUGAACAUGCAUCGCUGGCGGUACAGUUUUGGAACCUUAUCUUUCAGAUAAGCGAUAAAUAAUUUUCAAAAAACAAAAGGUUAAAUUGAUACACACCUUGAAAGGGUUAGGGGUAGUGUUCCCGCACGGCCAUAUCUCCAUGUUACAGCGCUUGUUUGCGGAAAACAGACGGAAGACAAGAGGAGACCAGCUGUGCUAAUUAGCUAUCUAGAAUGUCCCGAACACCUGUGUGUAAUCUUAACUCUGGUGUAGCGGAAGUGUAGUUUCGUUGGAUGGAGGCACCCAUAGCUGUAUGGAUCUGUGCAAAACUGCAACCGUAAGUGUAUCUUUUUUAUUUGAAGGAUUCUUUCUCGCUGAUUAUUGACGUUUCGAAACGUUAAAACACAGAGUGGGGAUUGUAGUUCACACGAGGCAGUCGUCUGCGAAGCUGGCUGAGAACUGUUGGUAGAAGGCAGAAUGCCGCCUACAGUUUGAGAGCUAGCUGUCCACAAGCCCAUUACACAUUUUUAACUCGAUAAAUCCUUGCAAUGUAUUAGAUAUCAGGACAUUUAUUUGGGAAUUGUUUGAAUAGCUUGGUAAGUAAGUAGAAUAACACUUGCUACAGCAUAGCUGAGGAACGCUUAGCUCUCAAAGGAGAGAUUGACUUCAUCUUUACUUGUAUUUGUGAAAAGUAUUGACAUGUUGAAUAAUAAUAAUAAUUUAUUACAUUUCUAUAGCGCAUUUUGUAGAAUCUCAAAGCGCUUCAAGUGAAAACAAAACAAACAAGCAAUAUAUAAUGACGGGUCAACCAGUAGUGGCCAAGUCUUUGAAAGCUGCAUCCUCCGAAGAUGGAGAGGGUCAGUUCAUGACUUGAACUGAGGCAUGGAGAGGAAGCCUUUAGUUGGAGAGGCAGCCUUUAGUUACCAUGCCCCCAGCCUCUGGAAUAGCCUACCAGAGAACCUGAGGGGAGCUGAAACUGUGGACAUUUAAAAGAGAUAUUAAAACACACCUUUUUAGCUUUGCUUUUCCUUAGGGUGCUUUUUAGUCGUUCCGUGUUUGUUAUUCUUUAGUUUUUUAUCCUCUUAUGUUUGUUGUGUAGUAAAUAUUUCAUUGUAAUGAGAUAUUUGCAUUGUUUUUAUUAGUUUUUUUCCUGUGAAGCACAUUGAGUUGCAUUCCAUGUCUGAAAUGUGCUGUAGAAAUAAAGCUUGAUUUGAUUUGAGCGGAGAGAGCUGGACAGAGGAUGGUAGAUGAUGUUGAUGGAGUCUGCUGAUGAUCUUGUAGAGGGCAAGUCUGGGAACCAGCCUAAAUCUUAAAUUCACUGUACUUCUCUUCCACUCUGUGUAGCACCACUUGGGUGAUGCCUCAGCAGCUCUGGGCGCCAGAAAGCUCACCACACAAAGUUCAGAAUAGUAGUCAGUCGUCCUGCUGUCACUCAGCACUGCUGUAUUCCUCUAUCUCCCAUUCGUCUCACGCUUUAUGCCACUCCUCAAAUUAUGUUCUCAAAAGAUCAGGUGAAACAAAAAAGAUGGUACUGUGUCCAGACGCAUUUUUCAAACAAUAAAAAGGAAAUGUUAUCAAAAACAAAAGAGCGCAUGAAAAAACAACAAUUAAAAACAACAAAAAAUCUACACAUUUACAGGAGCUCUGUGCUUAGGCUGCUACUAGGGCACCAUGGCAACUAUAGAACUAAUGAAUGCACGGAGCUGUCUGUUUUUAAACUACUAGCACACAGCUCAGACACUCAUGCAUACCCCACAAGACAUGCCACCAGAGGUCUCUUCACAGUUCCCAAGUCCCGAAAAGACUAUGGGAGGCGCACAGUACUACAUGAAACUCUAUACCACAUCAAGUAACUCAUGCAAGUCUCAAAAUCUGAUUUUAAAAAACAUAUAAAGAUACACCUAAUGGAAUACCGGGGACUGUGAAGACCCUUACAAAAAUGUAUCAUGAUAGUACAAAGAAAAACAAAAGUACCAUGGUAUUUACCUGUCAUGGUAGUGACCAAAAAAACAUGCUAUUGUUUUUUAUUGUACUAGCUACCAUGGUACACAAAUGAACCAUGGUAGUACAAAUAAAAAAUACCAUGGUUUUGUACUAGCAGCAUGUAGUGAAACAUGAAAGCAUGGUAGUUGUUUACAAUGUAUUAUGAUGGUCUGUGUCCCACCGUCUUUCGGGUAAAAACGUAGUAAUUUAUGGUACUUACAUAAUGCAACAUUGACUACUCGCUCUGCAAUGGCAAAGCGUAGGCUUAGUACCCUCUUAAACCCCUUUAGCUCAUAGUGAAAAAACACAACACACAUGGUCUUGUGGUUUAGUGUACCCUCUUAAACCUUGGGACCUGGAUAGGGUAUGGUGAGAAGAAUGAAGUGGGUCUGAAACAUUAAAGAUUUAAAAUAGUUUAUCUGGUGCACCUCUCUUCAAUACAGUUUUCAGUUGUGUCUCUCUCUCAUUCAACUGACUUGGCUACUCUUCUACAAUUCUAAAUAGCCAACAAUCAAAAAUAGUAAAAAAUAAAGAAAAACCCUGGAAUGAGUAGGUUUGUCCAAACUUUUGAAAAGUUUGGACACCUACUCACUCCACCUACUCAUUUUUUUUUUUUUUUACAUUGUAGAAUAAUCGUGAAGACAUCAAAACUAAGAAAGAACACAUAUGGAAUCAUGUAGUAACCAAAAAAGUGUUAAACAAAUUCUUCAAAUAGCCACCCUUUGUCUUGACAGCUUUGCACACUCACACUCACACUAUGCCAAGAGUGUGCAAAGCUGUCAUCAAAGGUCUACCAUUUUUUUUUCUGAGGUCUUGGCUGAUUUCUUUUGUUUUUCCCAUGAGGCACUGAGUUUGAAGGUAGGCCUUGAAAUACAUCCACAGGUACACCUCUAAUUGACUCAAAGUAUGUCAAUUAGGCAGAAGCUUCUAAAGCCAUGACAUCAUUUUCUGGAAUUUUCCAAGAUGUUUAAAGGCACAGUCAACUUAGUAUAUGUAAAGUUCUGACCCAAUGGAAUUGUGAUACAGUGAAUUAUAAGUGAAAUAAUCUUUCUGUAAACAAUUGUUGGAGAAAUUACUUGUGUCAUGCACAAAGUAGAUGUCCUAACCGACUUGCCAAAACUAUAGUUUGUUAACAAGAAAUUUGUGGAGUGGUUGAAAAACGAGUUUUAAUGACUCCAACCUAAGUGUAUGUAAACUUCCGACUUCAACUGUAUACACACAAGUAUCGACUUAUGGUGACUCAAUGUUGGUGCUAGCAAAUCGUGCGACCAGUUAUCAAAACUCCGCCUCGAUAUAAGAGAACGUAGUUCAGCGUUCCUCAGCUAGCUACAGCAGUGUCAUGUCAGGUAAACAGAACUGUCGUUUCAACAGAACCCUUGUUUGUCUGUAGCUAGUUAGUCAGUUGAGGUUCGCAAGGGGUGGGUUGACAUUGCGCACAUUUAGAAUGAAUGUACUGUUGACAAGUUCAAAUCUACUGCAGUAACUCAGUUGCUCAAAUUUUCUGUUGUUAUUUUUCCAAGAUGAUACUGCAGAUGUUGGAGAAGAAGAUAGCUUUCUUGGCCAGGCCUCUGGAAAUGCCCCAGCACCAUCCACAUUUAGUUACUUCUCCAGUCCCGUGAACAGCAGUGACCCAUUUGCCUCCAUCGGACAUCAGCCGGCAUGUCCACCACCAGCGUCACUAUCAGUAGCCCCCGCGACAUCGGGACCAACCUCUGUCCCCAGUGUUGCCAGCAUGGCCCCAACACCCCCUGUCCCACUAACCAACCCUGCUGUGCCACAGCCAUUUGGCACUGGUGUUUAUCAGAACCCUAUGGGACGCUACACUCCUCCCCCGAGCACAGUGACCCCACCCCCUCCACAAGCCCCCGACCAGAGUUAUAAUCCAUACCGUCACACACCCCUCAGCAGCAGAGCCAAACCCUAUAUGCCAGCUCCAGAGGUCCAGUCGGUAGUCCAUCCACCGCCGCAGCAAAAUCCGUACACUAUGGGCUCUCCAGCUCCAACAUUCCAAUCGUCACCCUCCACAUUCACAAAGGUAAACAACAACUCCACUCUGAUAGGGUGUUAGCAUUCACUGGUUUCUCUUGCUAUUUAUUGCUGGGUAAUCAGGCUAAUAUAAAUGUCUUUACUUUCUCUUCAGCCCCCUCCCACACAGAUUCAGGGGCCUCCCCCUAUGGCCCAACAUUCCGCCACUGCUGGAGCACUGGUCCCAGCCAAUCAAAUAAUGCAAUACAAUGUGUACGAGGCUGUUCAGCCUCACUGGUUCUUCUGCAAACAAGUGGAGUCCAAGAGCGCCUGGCUUCCCUUCAGUAUCCUGGACUCCAUUCAGCUGGAGGAGAUCUAUAAUUCAGGUGAGAAGAAGGAUGUGAUUUCUACUACAUUAGAGCCAUUCAUAUUAUAGUUAUCCAAGUUGACUUUGCAUCGCUCUCUUGUUUAUGUAGGCCUAGGAAUUUGUUAAAGCUGUUUGGUUAAACAGUGCUAUUUUGAAAUCUGUGGCAUGUUCAUUAGGCAGCAAAAGUUGCAAAAUGUUUUGAAACAUUAUCCGUUGCAUGCCCAAAUAAACACAACCCUAAUUUAUGCACACUCGUAGAGUCUGUUGUCAUUUUUGUUUUGUUUUUCAUAAAAUUGUAUGUUGUCAAGCCUAUGCCAUGUCUCUUUGUGUUGUGAAUCUUUUCCUGUCGCACUGCAUUUUCUUGUACGUAAAGCAAAUAUCUGUGUGAAACAGACAAUAAAGAAUAAAGACUACAUUUUUUUCAUUCUCCUCCAGUGCAACCGGACCCUGAGAGCGUGAUUGUGUGCACAGACGGAGGGCGCUAUGACGUGCAGCUCUAUGACCGCAUACGAACAGCUGUAUUCUGGGAGGAGGAACCUACAGAAGUGCGGCGCUGCACCUGGUUCUACAAGGGAGACUCAGACAGCCGCUUCAUCCCCUACUCAGAGGAGUUCAGCGAAAAGCUAGAGGUUUGUCCCAUCGUUGUAAAAAAACAGGACCUUGUAUUGACCAGGGUCGUGUUCAUUAGGCCACGCAAUGAAAGAAAACAGUCAUAAAUAGGGAUGUACUUCUGAAAACGCCUGUGUUCGUUUUCCAUUGCAAAACGUUUAGCUAUGUUUUACUACAGUGCGCCCUAAUGAACAAUACCCAAGUUUUGUCUCACUGUUACCCAAAUGAAAUACAGUUGACCAUGUGGUGUGUUGGGUUUUAGCCCUGAGAGUUGACUGAGAGGUGAAUGUUAUGUCUGAGCUAUGUUUGUUUGGCUGUCUUCUCUAUGUAGGGAGAAUAUAAGAAAGCUGUGUCAACCAACCAAUGGCACCGUCGGCUGGAGUUCCCAUCAGGGGAAACCAUUGUCAUGCACAAUCCAAAGGUAUGUUGGUAGGACUUAAUUUUACAGUGCAGAAUUACCAAGUAUUUACAAAAACAUUACAUGGUAACAUGGUAAUUACAAAGUAAGAACUUAUUCAUAACUUGUUUUGUUCUUUGGAAUUCAUUAAAACAAGCACCAAUAGGUAGCAGGUAGUUAGCAAUUGUGAACACUGAACAAGACCGUAAGGAAAAAUAACAUUAUGGUUUUGAGUGGACUUUGUUUGCAGACCCAGACAUGACUGUAUUUCUAGUUUGUGAAAAGGCCUUUUUAUCUGUCGUUCAACAGGUGAUAGUACAAUUCCAGCCCUCCGCCAUGCCAGAUGAGUGGGGUACAACCCAGGAUGGACAGACCAGACCCAGGGUGGUCAAGAGGGGCAUCGAUGAUGACCAUGACGAAGUUCCCGAUGGGGAGCUCCCUCAGGUGGAUCACUUGGUGUUCAUGGUGCAUGGCAUCGGUCCAGUCUGUGACCUGAGGUUCAGGAGCAUGGUGGAGUGUGGUAUGUGCUAUUUCUCCAUAUAGCUCAAUAAGCCUCUAUAUUUUUCAGAUCUAUAUUAAUAUCGUAUUAUGGAUGUGCUUGUUUAUGUCAUGAAUGGUAUAUGUCAUGGUAUGUUCUUCCUGUCAUGUUGUUGUUUACUAUGCCCAGCAAUAAUGAAUAACGUUUAUUGAAUGUAAUUGUGUUGAAUAUCCAUUUAGUACUCCAUACUACCCCAGAUAGACUGUUACAAAUGUGUGUUCCUUGUGUUCACAGUGGAUGACUUCCGGAGUGUAUCCCUGAAGCUGCUGCAAAGUCACUUUAAGAAGGCGCAGGAUGAGCGUGUCAUCAGCCGAGUGGAGUUCCUUCCUGUUCAGUGGCACACGGCCCUGCACGGGGAUGCCACAGGGGUGGACAAGUGAGGAGACACUAAUGGAAUUUGAGGAUGUUCAUACACUUGGGAAUAGGGAUUGUGUGAUAGGGAAAUUAUAUUGUAACACAAAACAUCUGUGCUGACCUUAGUGGCAAGCUUGUACAAAUUAAACCACACUGGCUGUGUCAGAGAAUGUUACUAGCUGUCAAAACCUUGCUAAUGCUUCCUCCGUCCUAAUUUCCUCAAUUUCUCUCAAAGUUCAUUGGAGGAAAAGGUCCAAGGGAUGGACCUUAGAUCCUCUCCUCCAAUGCGCCUUGAGAGGAAACGAGGACUGAGGAAGCAAGGAUUUGAUGUCUAGUAAAUUUUUCAGACGCAGACAAUCUCUCUGACUCAAUUUCUGAAUCAAUUUCUUACUGUUGUUUUAGGAGAAUAAAGAAGAUCACCCUGCCCAGCACGGGUCGCCUGCGUCACUUCACUAACGAGACCCUCUUAGACGUGCUGUUCUACAACAGCCCCACCUACUGCCAGACCAUCAUGGACACAGUUGCCCUGGAGAUUAACAGGAUCUAUGCCCUGUUCAUGCAGCGGAACCCAGACUUCACAGGAGGCAUCUCAGUAUCCGGACACAGUUUAGGUACAAACACAAAGGGCCACUUUUCCGGACCCAGAUGAAGUCUAGUCCUGGAUUAAAAACCUUUGUUCAAUUGAGGAUCUCUAUUGAAAGUGCUUUUUAGGCCAGGACUAGGCUUAUGCUGCGUUUAGAUGAGGGACGCAAAAACCGUCAUACCAGUCGGCAUAGCGGGACAAGAAAGAGGGUGAUGUCAAAAGCAAGCUAGCACGACGUUAUGCGUUGCUAUGGGGGUUUCAGUAAAGAAUCAGUGCAAAUCAACAUCCGGUAGAAAACAACGCUACGGCAGACGACAAAAGUUGAAAGAUUUGAACUCUGGCGGCAAGUCCCGUCUACCGUGACGGCUGACGGCAUUUACCAUUGUGCUCUCAUUGAAAACAAUGACAUCCGGUUUGCCAUCUACCGUCUACCUCGUACGAUCUAAACGCAGCAUUCAUCUGAGUCCGGGAAACCAUCCCCAAGUGUUCAUACUUUUAGCUUAGUCAUGUGAGAAAGAUUUGGACAAACAUGUCUCUCUGAGUGUUUGUUUGCAGGUUCUCUCAUACUUUUCGACUUGCUGUCAAACCAGAAGAAUGGCUCACCUUUGCAAACCAUGCCAACUGCUAAUGGGGGCCACCCUGCAGACACCAAACAGGUCCAUAACUAUCCAAACAUUGUUCAUUUCAUUAUUUAGGUGACACCAGAGAGUGUAACAAUAGGAGUAUAACCUGGAGUUUCCCACUUCUCCUUAAAGCAGGUGGCUUCCCCCGCUGCUGCUACUCCACCUGCUGCUGUAGAGGAGGAGCCUAAAGAGGAAGGGAAGGAGUUUGUCGAUCUUUCUUCUGCGCUGGAACAUCUGGGCCUGUCUGAGUACCAGAGCACUUUAGAACAGGAGAAGAUUGACCUUGAAUCUUUCGUAAGAACCCUCCUUGCUUGUCAUGAACCCAUACAGUUAUUGAUAUUUACUUUCAAAACUUAUGACACUAUUAAAGAGACAUUACACUCCAAAAUAAAACGUUUGCCAGAUGUUUUCAGACCUCAAAAGUCAAGGUGAGUCACGCCAUUGGUUGUGUAGAUCCAGCUUUAUGCCUAAAUCAAUCAUGAUUCCUACCCCAAAUGAAUGGAAAAGAUAAUUUACUGUGCUUAUCUUUUCUAUUCAUUUUGGAUUGUAGCUAUAAGGAUAUACCUAUAUGGAUAUAGCUGGAUCUACAAAACCAAUGGGUAUGGGCUUAUCUGAACAGAAGACCACAUUUGAGGUCUGAAAAUAACUGACUUUUGAGUGAAAUGUCCCAGGAACCGAAAGUAAAUGAUUCAAUUAUAUUGCAAUGACUCCCUAGGCCAUAUCCUAGAGUUGGUGGUUACAAUCUAAUUUCCUCUUUCUUCUAUAUUCUGUUAGCUUAUGUGCACAGUUGAGGACCUGAAAGAGAUGGGCAUACCAUUGGGGCCAAGGAAGAAAAUAGCCAAGUUUGUCAAAGAAAGAGCAAUUAAGCAGGUGAUGAUUUAAUCGUCUUUUUCGCUCAGUCACCAGUGUUGUGUUCAAUAGGAAGAAAAUGUUUUGAAACAGGGCGGUACUAACUGAAAUUAGAAUACAGCGUUUUGUUUUCUAUUGCAAAACGUUUCGUUACAGUGUGCCCUACUGAACACGAGCCAGUGAAGGUUAAAACAGUGACAACUAAACAUAAUCCUGUGUUCAUGUGCCAUCUAUCUUCGGACUCCUUUUGCCAGGCAACACGUCAGGUAGCACAAGAGAAGAAGGCAGCAGAAGUGAAAGUGGCCAGUCAAGAGGUUGUCCCUGCCCAAUCAAGCGAGCCCCUCCCAGGGCCAGGCACCACGAAGCUUCCUGUUGGUGGGACUUACUCCUCUGUCCAUGUGGAUUACAACUACUUCGAAGUUGGCACUGGACAGGUAAACCUAAACCUCUGUCAGGAUUCAAUCAGAUAAUAAUAAUAAUCAGAUCAGCGGUAAACUGCGUUAGAGGACAAACGCAUAGCUUUUCAUUGUUUUUGUUUAGGCGGUGUCGAAGGUGUAACUGUGUUAGAGCUGUCAAAUCCUCAAGCGGCUCCUGGUGUUAUGUAUUGCAGACUUUGCCAUUGGAUGCACCAAGAUGCGUUAGUAGAAAUCCCAUGCAGCCGCGUUACAAGUUCGAACACUGGAAUGUGUAAUGUAAUCUACACCUCGAUUAGGCCAAUAAAAUCCCUUUCAUUUAAUGAUUUGAGUGUUAUUAUUUCUAUAUAGCCUACACUUUCUCAUUCUGAACAGAACACGGGUGGGAUAUAAGGACAGGUGUGGUUUCGUAACAAUGACCACAAGAGCAGCUGCUCACUGAUUUGACAGCUCUAACGCAGUUACACCUCCGACACCGCCUAAACAAAAGCUAACGCAGGUUACCGUUGAUCUGAUUGAAUCCUGACCUAAUGAUGUUAGCCUACAGCCUUUCUGUAAUGUCAUGCAUAAGCAUACAUUUUCAUUAGGACACAUUUUUCCAUCAAAGCAUUUUAUUUUUUAUUUAACCCUUAUUUAUCCAGGAAGUUCCAUUGAGGUCAGAAGACCUCUUUCCCAAGGGAGACCUGGCAAUGAAAAAAGAAUGUGGUGUGUGGAUCUAAAGUACACUGAACAAAAAUAUAUAAACGCAACAUGUUAAGUGUUGGUCCCAUGUUUCAUGAGCUAAAAUAAAAGAUCCCAGAAAUGUUCCAUACCCACAAAAAUAUAAUUUCUCUCAUUCUGUGCAUACAUUUGUUUACGUCCCUGUUAGUGAGCAUUUCUCCUUUGCCAAGAUAAUCCAUCCACCUGACAGGUGUGGCAUAUCAAGAAGCUGAUUAAACAGCAUGAUCAUUACACAGGUGCACCUUGCGCUGGGGACAAUAAAAGGCCACACUAAAACGUGCAGUUUUGUCACACAACGCAAUGCCACAGAUGUCUCAAGAUUUGAGUGAGUGUGCAAUUGGCAUGCUGACUGCAGGAAUGUCCACCAGAGCUAUUUCCAGAUAAUUGAAUGUUCAUUUCUCUAUCAUAAGCUGCCUCCAACGUUGUUUUAGAGAAUUUGGCAGUACGUCCAACCAGCCUCACAACCGCAGACCAAGUGUAACCACACCAGCCCAGGACCUCCGCAUCCGGCUUAAUUCCUGGAAGCUGAAAAUGUCCCAGUUCUUCCAUGGCCUGCAUACUCACCAGAUAUGUCACCCAUUGAGCAUGUUUGGGAUGCUCUGGAUCGACGUGUACGACAGCGUGUUCCAGUUCCCGCCAAUAUCCUGCAACUUCGCACAGCCAUUGAAGAGGAGUGGGACAACAUUGCGUAGGCCACAAUCAACAGCCUGAUCAACUCUAUGUGAAGGAGUUGCAUGAGGCAAAUGGUGGUCACACCAGAUACUGACUGGCUUUCUGAUCCAUGCCCCUACUUUUUUUUAAAGGUAUCUGUGACCAAGAGAUGCAUAUCUGUAUUCCCAGUCAUGUGAAAUCCAUAGAUUAGGGCCUAAUGAAUUUAUUUCAAUUGACUGAUUUCCUUAUAUGAACUGUAACUCAGUACAAUCUUUGAAAUUGUUGCAUGUCCGUUUAUAUUUUUGUUCAGUGUAGUUAUCUAAAAGCACUGUCUGGUGUUGGUGUUCUGCCCCAUAGGUGUCGGUGGUGUACCACACUCUGGACUUUGAACCAGUGAAUUUCUUUGCCCUGGGAUCUCCCAUAGGGAUGUUCCUCACAGUGCGAGGGCUGGAGAAGAUCGAGGAAAACUACCAGCUGCCCACCUGCAAGGGAUUCUUCAACAUUUACCAUCCGGUUAGCCAAUCUUUCUCACACAUAUCUUUCCUGGAGUAUGGGUGUGCAUGCAGAUGACAUACUGUCAGCUAUAAAGCACUUUGUGACAACGGUUUAUGUAAAAAGGACUUUAUAAAUACAUUUGAUUGAGCUGUGACAUGGUUAAUGCCAAUGUGUUUCAUUAGAGUAGAUCUGUUUGUUUUAGCUGGACCCAGUUGCUUACAGGAUUGAGCCCAUGAUCUUGCCAGACUUGGACUUGAAACCUGUUCUGAUUCCACAUCACAAAGGGAGGAAGAGGCUGCAUCUAGGUAUGGAACUAUAGAUUCACCACUGGCUAUUUUAUCCUCAGAUUUUUUUUAUAAUUCUUACCUUACCAUUGUCAACCAUUGGUUCCCAAGUGUAAUUUGUUUUAGGAUAAUGUAUGGCGGUGAGGGGUUUACAUUAUGAAUUGUUUGUGUGUGGCAGAGCUGAAGGAGAGUCUGUCCCGCAUGGGUUCGGACCUCAAGCACGGCUUCAUCAGCUCCCUGAGGAGUGCCUGGCAGACCCUCAACGACUUCGCCCGCGCUCACACCUCCAACGCCCAGCUGGCGGCCGAGCUCGCCAUGGUGGCCAAUCAGAUCAAGGAGGAGGAGGAGAAGCAUGCACACAGUGAUGGUGAGUAUAAGGGCACAGUGAUUAAAUAAGUAAUGAAAUAUUGGUAUUUCGGUUUAUUUGUAUAGGGCAAAAGAAAUAAGUUUAUUUAAACAUUUUUAAAACUUUGAUUAGUCACAGAACACAGGAUAGUGGAGAGUCCUGAGCUGCUGAGAGAAGAGGAGGCCCAGAUGAAGAUAGGAAUGCUGAACGGGGGGAACCGCAUCGACUACGUCCUACAGGAGAAGCCCAUCGAGAGCUUCAACGAGUACCUUUUCGCCCUGCAGAGUCAUCUGUGCUACUGGUAUGAAAAUCAGUUCUGGCACUUUUAUAUUAAGGUGGAAAUGGUGACUAAUGUGCACUGUUGAAUACAUUUCAUGUGGGCCAUGGCUGGAUCAGCCACUCAUAUCAUUCUGCCCCUUGGGCGCUCCACACGAGGUUAUACUUGUGUGUGGUUGUUUAUAGCUGCAGUAUGAUUUAAAAUUGAGCCAUAUAAUUUGAAAAUGUUGCCAUAUUAUUCUCAAUAAUGGCUCUUCUGCCGAUUUUGAGUCUACUGCUUAAGAGUUUGGAAUCUGAGGCUAAAACCCACUCCAUGGCUUGGAAUAAAUGUGUCUUCUCUACACAGCUGAUCUAUUUUAAGUUGAUGUAUUCUGUUUGACAAAUCAUUCAGUCUGCAGUCAUUCAUAUUUAUUUGUUCCUUUCUUUUUGCAGGGAGUCGGAAGACACAGCCCUACUACUCCUAAAAGAGAUUUACAUGACCAUGGGGAUAUACCCAGAACAGAUUCUACACUGAUGCAAUAGAUUGGUAGCCAGGUGGAACCAGCCCGAUUGCUACGUUUACCAUUCUCUUUCACUGCACGUAAGUUAAAUAGAAUGGUGAACACAGCGAUCAGGCUGGUUCCACCAGGCUAAUGUUUUGGUUAGAAUGAAAAAUAAACCUUUCUGAAACCUUCAUACUAUUUAUCUCCCCAUCAGGUUUGUCCAUGUCAAUGCUUUUAGAUUUUAUAUAUGCUUCUUUGUUAGUAUUCAUUUUCCUUUAUUUGAUAUUCUCCUAGUCUAUUGUAUGAAGAUGAAUACGCUUGUAGUAUGCCAUUUGUCUUAAAUUAAGAAACUAGAUAAAAUUAGUGGAUUCCAAGACCACUUGUUUGAAAUUCAAUUUUUAUAGCCUAAAUUCUAGAACUGGUGAGGUUCGCAUGGAGUUUGCUUGCUGAACAAUAUGAAAUAACCAAAUGAAACAUUUACAAGAGAAAUCACAUAGAAACUGCAAAUUAAAUAUUUACCUCAGAUUUAUUUUGUUUAAAAAUAGUCAUAAAAUAAACCAUUUUACUUUCACAUUACUUGUGACUUAUUUUCAGUCUUCAGUGCUUUUUAUGUUGUAUUUUUAUUGCUGAUUGUUAGAAACCUUUUUUAAACUUGCACAGGUAGACAUAUCCUCUUUAAGUCUGGGUAGAAAUAUGACAGCUUUUACUUUCUGCUUUAAAAACCAGCGUUCCUCUAUCACCCUAGUGUGCUUAAAUAUACAA
Molecule: messenger RNA, 13280 nt
Organism: Coregonus sp. 'balchen'
Lineage: Eukaryota; Metazoa; Chordata; Actinopteri; Salmoniformes; Salmonidae
Source: the annotation of a GenBank genome assembly